UGCGCAUGCCCAGUGAAACCGGAAGUUCAUGUUUAUUUUCAGCUCUGAAAAUGACACAAAAUACACCUCAAACAAUAUCGGUUACCAACUCACAUGAUACAUCUUCAACAAUGACACUAGUGUCUUACUGUAGACGGGUCCUUCAGGCAUUUCUAGAUACAAAGGCUGACAUUUUUGAUGAUACUUGUAUGGAUAAAUUGAUUGAAUGGUUGGAGUCUUUUUUUGAGAGUUCUACAAUGCUAACAGAAACAAAUGUGGCAGUACAAGAUUUACAGAACUUCAUAGUGAACGAUUUUCUUGUUGCAUUUCCGAUGAAACAGCAUUCAUCAUCCAUGAAUACAUUCAAUCUUAAACUGAUAAGUGGACUGCAGUCUAUAUUGACUGAUACUGGGUAUGUUUGGAAUAUAUGUGCCAAAUACACCCAAUGCAAUAGUGUUUGGGAUGAUCCAUCUGUUCGAUACGCAUGGUUGAACACUGUAAAGUCUUUAAUUAAGACCCAGUCACAGAUGAACAAUGUGGAUUUGAUGAGUUCUAUGCUACAUCCACUCAAGUGCAACAAUGGAUCAGAGAAGGACGAAGUAGUACAGAAAGACUUAAUUGCAUCAGCUGGUAUCCUGGAGGUGAUCUGGCAGUGUGUGUUAGACAAAAGCAUGUUUGUGGCCAAUGCUGCUCAGGACCUGUUGGUCACCCUGUUGCAGCAUUCAAACUCCAGCCAAAAUAACAGCAAACUAAACAAUGGAUACGUCCCAAACCAUCAAAGAGAUGAAUCACGAAUGAGAAGUGGCACUGAUGAGCACAGUAAACCCAUAGCAGCUGAAGAUGACCCGAAAGCAGAUGCUGAUAUAUCAAAUAUUCAUGAAUUGUGUAACAAUUUCUUUAUUGAAAAAGUUUGCAAAGGGAUUAGACAUACUCAAGAUAAGAAUUUGACAUUCAUUCCUUUAGACAACUCAAGCACAGACAAUGUCACUAUGAUAAGGUUAAAUAUCUUACAUAAGCUGGGAGUGAGGGACUCAGUGCUUUUAGUGAAAGUUUUAGAACAAAGUGAUGCAAUUCACAAUAUAGAGGAUUCGAUUAAAGAUCUUCACACAGAGGCCACUAUUAAAAGGACAGCUUGUAAAGUUUAUGCUUUGUAUGUGAAGGAAACUACAUGGGUGAAUAGUCUGGAUUUUCUUGACUCUCUGAGGUCUUCCAAUGCUGGGAAUGUUGGUCCUUGUAGAACAUCUGCUUUAUCUCUGGCAGUUGAACUGUAUUUACUGAUACCUAGCUGCCCUGAGUCCCUCCAGCCUAAGAUGCUUCAAGCUCUAGAGGAUGCCAUCAAUGAGCCUCUCCAGCUUCUACUGGAAGAAGGAGUUGUCUCAAAUGCUCAGGAGGAGGAUGCUAAAAUGAAGAACGCUGUAGCAUUGGUGUUGAGUGGUCUGCAAAGAAUACUUGAGAAGGGUUUGUACAGAUGCAAAGCUACUUUCCCACUGCUGGUGAAGCUGUUUACUACAUUGUACCCUGUUAGGUACCAGGAUCCCCCUAGUGUAUUGAACAACCCUAGGAUAAAGGCCCAGCUAUGGAAAACCAUUGGGGAAUGUCUUAAAUCUGAAGAUGUGUUUGGGGAAGGUGAUCUGAGAUGUUUACUGACUACAUUACUGUCAAUGUUAGAGGGAAGCGAGAUGACGUCACAUGAGAUGAUGUCUGGAUUGACUGUAGCUCAGUUGACGAUUAGAAAACUGACUUGUCAACUAAAGGAGCCCAUUUCCCAGAAUUCAUACUUGUUAGAUGCAGAGAUGGAUGAACAAAUAGCUAAGAUGCUGCAGAAAUGCUUGUGUGCAGUAGACUGGAGCAUUAGGGAUUCUGCUGUCAAGCUCAUCAAAGACCUAAUGACUGGAUUAGGCAAUGAGAUGAUGCUUAAAGUUUGUGGCUGUAUGAAGAACUAUGGGAUUAUUUCUACUGUGUAUGGUAGUCUUAAAGAUGGUGAGAGUUAUGUUCGGUCUACUACACUGGCAACACUGUCACAUGUUGUGGAGAAUACUGGUGCAUGGUCUACUACAGGUGGAGAGAAUACUGGUCUAUGGAGUUGUUUCCUGAGUCAAGUAGGUGGACUACAGGAGGUACUGAAUGACAUCUUCAAGAUUAUACGAGAGGAUACAGAGGCAGUUGCUAGGCGACCAGCUGUAACAUGCCUGACAACCAUAUAUAGAUGCAACAUCUGCAACUCUGUAGAAUCUCAAGAGAUGCAGAACAUAAGAGAAUCUGUCUACCAGUGUAUGGCUGAUGCAAUGGAUGACUUUGAUUGGGAAGUUAAGAUGAACUCACUCCUGUUUUGGGAGACAGUGUUGCUAGAUGUAACUAAAGAGAAAGUUCAUGAUAUUGUUCCAAGUUACGCAGCUGGUUUAUUCCCACCGCCAAAAAAACAAAAAAUAGGACAACAUUUUGACAAGACAGAACAUGUUCAUGACGCUGAUGAUGUUCAAAGGGCUAUCAGAAAUCUUUGUGAAAAUGGCUGCCUCGGUGCCCUUCUUAGUGGUGUCAGAGACUAUGAAUCUCAAGUGGUCAUAAAAGCAUGCCAGUUAAUUCAGAAAUUUCGUAUAUUUAUAGAAGUAGCUGGCAUAACCAGGGAAUCUCUAAAACAACUAUGUCAAUACAAACUGAAAAUUGGAAAUAUGAAUGAAAUAUUUGAAGACACUGGCCCUAAUGAUGAAAAGGAUGGAAAUACUCAAAAUAUAACAGGCUCCAAUGACAUUGCUUCAAAUGGAGUUAAUAUUGAAACUAAGAUUAGUGAAAAUGACUUUGCUAUGGAGAUGUCUCAGACAAUACAGAAAUUACUAGAGGUUGAUGUGGACAGAACUCUAACUGAGCUUGAGGGAGUUGACUAUAUUGAGAGUCCAAUGUCCCUGUUACAAGACAUCCUGGCAUCUUUAGAGGAAAAUCAGGAUGAAGAUAAACAUGUGGAUUGCUAUUGAAUAGUGGCAUUAAUCUAACAUAGGGGUGGGGAAUGUGAAUGGGCCUGGGUCAAAAUGUGGAUUGGGUUGAAUAAGAUCAGGCAUUUAUGAAACAUGGAAUUUCUUGUGGUUGAUCUCUUACUCAAACAUUGAUUACUGGAAUACAUGAAUACUGAGAUACGAUAUGAUUUUUGUGACGGCGGAUGGUGGUUGGUGGUUGGCAAUCGGCGUCUGUAACAAUUUCUUACAACUUCCAAUAACUU
Molecule: messenger RNA, 3190 nt
Organism: Owenia fusiformis
Lineage: Eukaryota; Metazoa; Annelida; Polychaeta; Sabellida; Oweniidae
Source: the annotation of a GenBank genome assembly